Molecule: messenger RNA, 877 nt
Organism: Selaginella moellendorffii
Lineage: Eukaryota; Viridiplantae; Streptophyta; Lycopodiopsida; Selaginellales; Selaginellaceae
Exons: 4
Coding region: 30-740 (236 amino acids)
Source: RefSeq, a predicted model, not a curated record
AGGAAUAUUAUUUCAUUCCUCGAGAGGCCAUGUCGCUCCUGCUUGGAGGCGCCAAGCUCAUCACAAUCGAUUUCUCCAGGCCCUCCAUCCAGGUUUCCGACAGCGCCAGGAGAAAUGCCCCUGCGGCAACGAUCUGCAGUGCUGAAUCCGCCUCCGCAAGGCGCUCCGGUUUGCCGAUGGCGAUGGCGAAGCUCGCCAUGGUUCCUCUCUCGGUGCUCGCAGUGAGCGCUUCUUGCCCGGAUUUAGCACAAGCUGGAAUCCUCUCUGGAUAUCGCGGCUGGGACUUCCAGCUCCCCCAAAUUUCGGUCCCAGAUUCGCUCAAAGAGAAUUCAGAGAAACAGAGAAAGAAGUACGAAGAAUUCGACUCAAACAUGAAGAAUUCCCCGCUGAUCAAGGAGCUGCUCAAGCGAUCGAAGGACAACGCUGCCAAGCGCAAGCAAGAGAUUGAAGACAAGUACUGCGAGCGCCAAGCCGAGUGGGGAGUGGGCGACUGCUCGCUCGAGUAUUCCACUCCAGAGGAGAAGGAAAAGUUCCUGGAGCUCAUGAAGAAGAGGCGGGCCGAGACCGAGAAACUGGGCGACGCGGUGGCGCAAGAAAACAAAGAGGAGGAAUCAACCCAACCAACAGCAGGCACUCCUCUCGCUCAAGAAAACCAAGAAGGAACAACGCAACCAACGACGAACGCGUCGGUCGCGCAACAAGAGAACGACGAGGGAACAAUGCAAACAACAAUGGACUAAGCGAGAAAGAUCUCAUGAAAUUCCAAGUCAAAACAAGCCCUAAACAGUCACAACUGUCAAGUUAGGGCUCUGGAUUGGGCUGCCACGUGGAAUUAAACCUAUCCCACAUGCCGGAGCGUGGAAUGAGGCCACUAAAA